This is a messenger RNA of Toxotes jaculatrix (banded archerfish), 3474 nucleotides long. RefSeq names its product NACHT, LRR and PYD domains-containing protein 12-like. The annotation marks the transcript as partial. The transcript is spliced from 11 exons. Gene Ontology annotation, molecular function: protein binding. Lineage: Eukaryota; Metazoa; Chordata; Actinopteri; Toxotidae. The record is from RefSeq and is a predicted model, not a curated record.
CCCAGCUGUGUGUCCAUGAAGAGUGACAGGUCAAAGGGUCACCCCAUGAAUUUCAAAGGGCAGCCUCCCUCUGCUGCAAAGAAAGUGGACCAGGAGAGCUCAGAGGUUCCCAGUGCUCAGUCUGCCCAGCAGCAUCAAACACACCUGGACUCCAUAUUUAUGCUGCUGGAGGACAACAUUGUCACCUUUGUGAAGAAGGAGCUGAAGAACAUCCAGAAGGUUGUGAGUCCAGAUUACCCACAAUGCUCAGAGAGUCAGAGGGAGGAUGAGGAGGUGUUGGACGCUGAGGAUGAAGAGCAGAGGAGGAGCAGCAGAGAGGCUUUUGUGAAGAUCACAGUGAACUUCCUGAGGAGAAUGAAGCAGAAGGAGCUGGCUGACUGUCUGCACAGCAGACAUGUUGCUCCAGUUUGUCAACGUAAACUUAAAUCUACUCUGAAGAAGAAGUUCCAGUGUGUGUUUGAGGGGAUCUCUAAAGCAGGAAACCCAACCCUUCUGAAUCAGAUCUACACAGAGCUCUACAUCACAGAGGGAGGGACUGGAGAGGUCAAUGAUGAACAUGAGGUCAGACAGAUAGAAACAGCAUCCAGGAAACCAGCCAGACCAGAAACAAGCAUCAGACAAAAAGACAUCUUUAAAGCCUCACCUGGAAGAGACGGACCAAUCAGAACAGUGAUGACAAAGGGAGUGGCUGGCAUUGGGAAAACAGUCUUAACACAGAAGUUGACUCUGGACUGGGCUGAAGACAAAGCCAACCAGGACAUACACUUCACAUUUCCAUUCACGUUCAGAGAGCUGAAUGUGCUGAAAGAGAAAAAGUUCAGCUUGGUGGAACUUGUUCAUCACUUCUUUACUGAAACCAAAGAAGCAGGACUCUGCAGGUUUGAAGAGCUCCAGGUUCUGUUCAUCUUUGACGGUCUGGAUGAGUGUCGACUUCCUCUGGACUUCCACAACACUGAGAUCCUGACUGAUGUUACAGAGUCCACCUCAGUGGAUGUGCUGCUGACAAACCUCAUCAGGGGGAAACUGCUUCCCUCUGCUCGCCUCUGGAUAACCACACGACCUGCAGCAGCCAAUCAGAUCCCUCCUGAGUGUGUUGACAUGGUGACAGAGGUCAGAGGGUUCACUGACCCACAGAAGGAGGAAUACUUCAGGAAGAGGUUCAGAGAGGAGGAGCGGGUCAGAAGGAUCAUCUCCCACAUCAAGACUUCACGAAGCCUCCACAUCAUGUGCCACAUCCCAGUCUUCUGCUGGAUCACUGCUACAGUUCUGGAGGAUGUGUUGGAAACCAGAGAGGGAGGAGGGCUGCCCAAGACCCUGACUGAGAUGUACAUCCACUUCCUGGUGGUUCAGUCCAAACUGAAGAAUGUUAAGUAUGAUGGAGGAGCUGAGACAGAUCCACACUGGAGUCCAGAGACCAGGAAGAUGAUUGAGUCUCUGGGAAAACUGGCUUUUGAGCAGCUGCAGAAAGGAAACCUGAUCUUCUAUGAAUCAGACCUGACAGAGUGUGGCAUCGAUAUCAGAGCAGCCUCAGUGUACUCAGGAGUGUUCACACAGGUCUUUAAAGAGGAGAGAGGACUGUACCAGGACAGGGUGUUCUGCUUCGUCCAUCUGAGUCUUCAGGAGUUUCUGGCUGCUCUUUAUGUCCAUCUGACCUUCAUCAACUCUGGAGUCAAUCUGCUGUCAGAAGAACAAUCAACCUCCAACUGGUCUAAACUGUUCAGAGACAAACCUGAUCCAAAGCAGCUCUACCAGAGGGCUGUGGACAAGGCCUUACAGAGUCCAAAUGGACACCUGGACUUGUUCCUCCGCUUCCUCCUGGGUCUUUCACUGCAGACCAAUCAGACUCUCCUACGAGGUCUGCUGACACAGACAGGAAGUGGCUCACAGACCAAUCAGCAAACAGUCCAGUACAUCAAGAAGAAGACUGAAGAAACUCCCUCUGCAGAGCAAAGCAUCAAUCUGUUCCACUGUCUGAAUGAAAUGAAUGAUUGUUCUCUUUUGGAGCAGAUCCAACAGUCCCUGAGUUCAGGACGUCUCUCCACAGAUGAACUGUCUCCCGCUCAAUGGUCAGCUCUGGUCUUCAUCUUACUGUCAUCAGAAAAAGAUCUGGACGUGUUUGAGCUGAAGAAAUACUCUGCUUCAGAGGAGGCUCUGCUGAAGCUGCUGCCAGUUGUCAAAGCCUCUAACAAAGCUCUACUGAGCAGCUGUAACCUCUCAGAGAGAAGCUGUGAAGCUCUGUCCUCAGUUCUCAGCUCCCAGUCCUCUAGUCUGAGACACCUGGACCUGAGUAACAAUGACCUGCAGGAUUCCGGAGUGAAGCUUCUGUCUGCUGGACUGAAGAGUCCACACUGUACCCUGGAGACUCUCAGACUGAGCAGCUGUAACCUCUCAGAGAGAAGCUGUGAAGCUCUGUCCUCUGUUCUCAGCUCCCAGUCCUCUAGUCUGAGACACCUGGAUCUGAGUAACAACAAGCUGCAGAAUUCAGGGGUGAAGCUUCUGUCUGUUGGACUGAAGAGUCCACACUGUACCCUGGAGACUCUCAGACUGAGCAGCUGUAACCUCUCAGAGAGAAGCUGUGAAGCUCUGUCCUCAGUUCUCAGCUCCCAGUCCUCAAGUCUGAGACACCUGGACCUAAAUAACAACGACCUGAAGGAUUCAGGAGUAAAGCCACUGUCUGCUGGACUGAAGAGUCCACACUGUACACUAGAGACCCUCAGGCUGUCAGGAUGUCUGAUCACAGAGGAAGGCUGUACUUCUCUGGCCUCAGCUCUGAGCUCCAACCCCUCCCAUCUGAGAGAGCUGGACCUGAGCUACAAUCAUCCAGGAGACUCAGGAGUGAAGCUGCUGUCUGCUGGACUGAAGGAUCCACACUGGAGACUGGACACCCUCAGGGUGGAGCCUGGUGGAGUCCGAUGGUUGAGACCAGGUCUGAGGAAGUAUUUCUGUGAACUCACCAUCAACACUAACACAGUAAACAGAAACCUCAAACUGUCUGACAACAACAGGAAGGUGACACACGUGGGGGAUUAUCAGUCAUAUCCUGAUCAUCAAGACAGAUUUGAUCAGUGUCCUCAGCUGCUGUGUAGCAAUGGUCUGACUGGUCGCUGUUACUGGGAGGUUGAGUGGAGAGGAAGGGUUCAUAUAUCAGUGAGUUACAGAGGAAUCAGAAGGAAAGGAGACAGAGAAAACUGUUUGUUUGGAGAGAACGACCAGUCCUGGAGUCUGAGCUGCUGUGAUGGUCUUUACAUUGCUUGUCACAAUAAUAGAAAGACUCUCUCCUUCUCUUUAUCAUCUUCCUCUGUCUCUCACAGUGUAGCAGUGUAUGUGGACUGUCCUGCUGGCUCUCUGUCCUUCUACAGAGUCUCCUCUGACUCACUGAUCCACCUCUACACCUUCAACACCACAUUCACUGAACCUCUGUAUCCUGGGUUCAGGUUCUGGUCGUUUGGUUCCUCAGUGUCUCUGUUCUUUUAA